This is a messenger RNA of Trypanosoma conorhini, 1356 nucleotides long. RefSeq lists its product as uncharacterized. The record is from RefSeq and is a predicted model, not a curated record. The transcript has a single exon. Bases 1 to 1356 code for a protein of 451 amino acids. Lineage: Eukaryota; Euglenozoa; Kinetoplastea; Trypanosomatida; Trypanosomatidae.
AUGGCAGAUGCAUACAGGCUGCUGCAAAGUGGCGGCUCCGACACGCUCGCGAGGUUCUGCUCUGACAACAAGGUAAAGGUGGAGGAUGUGUGGGUCCCGCUUCAGCUGCUUUGCCCUCGGCGCGCAAAGAACGACACGCCGGUGCCCGUUUCUCCCGCCACGGCUAUUUUGCUUCUUGAGCAUACCAGUGGGAGGCUAGUGACGCGGCGCGGCGACAUUUUGGCGCACAUCCCGCUUCUGUUUACCGACGAGCACAAUUUGUCUCUCCCGCCCAGCGCCGUUCCAGAGGACUGCACCGUCUUUGUCAGAGCCUCCAAAAGCAUGACAAAGAAGCGCAUGAUAAAAGGGAUGCAUAUUCUGCAUCGUCCCAUUACGAGUGAGCAGGCCGUCGCCGAGGGUUCUGCCUUAGUCGUGGCGGAAGAAACACAACCUGCGCAGAAGCGCACGCGAACGAGUACAAGGAGUGGGACGCAGACAGAGACUAUUGUGGGAGACACAGAGGCGGCAGCACGGCGGCGAAAGGCGAAGGCAGAGAUGGGUGCGCGGUUUGAGGAAUACCUUCAAAAGGCGUUGGAGGAGUCCCGCGGUGGUCGGGGGGCUCAUGGGGGUGUUAUUAUGAAGGAAACGAUGGCUAAUCUCCUCCGCGUGCGGGAUGCGGCGCCGCUUCAUUUUGUGAUGCGUGGGAAACCACAAACCUCGAUUCACGUCAAGGACUUGGCGUGGAAUAUUCCAGACUGGCGAGUCCUUUACCGAGUUUUUAGGCGGGGAGGCGCGGCGGAUGGGGCUUCCAAAACCACCUACAACGACGCCGCCCGGCUCAUUGCUGUCUUUAUGAUCGACAAUGUCCUCAUCCGGCGGGAACCCAUGCGUGCGUGCCUGCAACCGGCCGGUCGGGUGUGGUCCGUGGUGGAUUCGGAUCUGCUCUCUGCCGUGCCCAGACUUGCCGAAAAGGGCUACCGCAUCGUUCUACUCGACCACUAUCCCUCCCUUCAUCAUGGCAAUGAGACUGCGCUUGAGACGAAGCUGCAUCCCAUUGCGGAACUGUGCCGACAGUAUUUCAGCUGCGACGUGACAGUGGUGAUAUCAACCAUGUCGUGCAUCAGCGCAGCCCACCGGCGUGAAGGGAUGCCGUUUAUUCUUCCAUACUCGGGUCUGUGGCAGUUUUUUGUCGUCCAGUUGAACGGCGGACUCCGUCCCGACGCGGAAUCGUUGCUUGUGGGUGAGUCUCUAGGGGGUGUGGAGUGCAGUCGUGCAGAUGCGUUGUCGCAGGGAAGACGGGAUGCGGAGUUCGCAAGGAACUGUGGUCUUCGUUACAUGGAUAGAGAGGGUCUUAAGAAGGAAACACUGCUGUCUUGA